CGUAACUGCUGCCUGCGACCCAGUCCCUCGUCGUCAGCGCCUCUGCUGUUUCUUUGUGCAUUGGGGAUUCACUACGACUAUCUGCGUUUAUACGUGUUCGACCCCAGCUUGAACUGUGAGGGGUGUUGUCUGAGACGUGGACACGAAGCCUCAAAGCCGACUCCUUGCGCAGCCUUGCGAUCCAAACACUACAAGCAUCAACCACCAGCGCCAUGAUUUUCAAUGUAUUCCGGAUAGUAGCAGACUUCUCACAUUUGAUUUCCAAAAUCAUUCUUCUAUGGGCGAUUCACUGGAACCGCAGCGCGGAGGGCGUCUCACUCAUAACACAAGUGCUUUACUUGCUGGUGUUUUGUACGCGGUAUCUUGACCUCUUUCAGUCGCGGCCAUUCGAGGACUUUACACACACAUGGCUGUUCUUGUUUAAGAUCUUUUAUAUCGCGUCGUCAGCCUACACUGUCUUCUUGAUGACUUCCGUAUAUGCAAGGACAAGGGAACGCGAGAAGGCGUGGAAGUUUGGCAUGUACUGCUUAGGGGGUUCAAUCGCGUUAGCCAUCCCUGUGACAGCCAUAUUCCAGCGUGGGCCCAUGACAUCCAGUGGUAAACUCAUGUAUUUGCACGAAUUCAAGUUCAUGGAGAUCCUCUGGGUGUUCUCCGAGAUCCUGGAGUCUGUCUGCGUGCUUCCACAGUUAUUGCUUCUUCGACAGACGACCGUGCCAACCGUCAUCGAUUCAUACUAUCUUGUCUGCCUGGGUUCAUACCGAGCUUUCUAUAUUCUGAACUGGAUACAGCGAGCGGCAGAUAAGGAAGAGCGGCAUUUCGAUCCCAUCUCCGUCCUCUUCGGUAUUAUUCAGACAGCUCUUUACAUUGAUUUUGCGUGGGUAUACUACACCAGACAGCGGGUCAAGCUACGAGCUGGCGGCGUCGUCGAUUCAGAAGAUCUUGCUCGAGGCUGGCUCGUUGGCCGCUUCACCAAACACCACGAUCUUGAUGAAGAGGAGGAGCCAGCUCUUGGGCGGGAUCCUAAUAGAAAUACUCGGAGAAAUAACAAGUGGGGACAAAGGGGAAUCAGUGUAAGUGCUGAUGACGGCGUACAUGACGUGCACGCAGAAGGCGACGAGGCUAGGCAGCCUCUAACGGAUCCCCAAGCCUUUGAAGACGAUUUAACAGAUGACGAGGGUGCACCGCCGGCGAGCUCGCACGCGAAUGUUGGUGAUGGGUCGGAAUGGGCUGACGAAGCGAGCGCGACGAGGAAAUGAGGAUACUAUACGGAAUUCAAAGUAUUGUAUCAUGUUUGUGAUUCUGGGCCACGGUAGAAAUUAUGUUUGCGCGCAAGAACACUCGUAGGUUGGGUCCUUGUGCAAAUGACCCUAUUUAAAUGAACGUGAAAGCCUUAUGACCUCCACAUAUCAAAAGUGCCAGACGACACCAGUA
Verruconis gallopava is the source of this 1431-nucleotide messenger RNA. RefSeq lists its product as uncharacterized. Gene Ontology annotation, cellular component: membrane; endoplasmic reticulum; cis-Golgi network. Lineage: Eukaryota; Fungi; Ascomycota; Dothideomycetes; Venturiales; Sympoventuriaceae. The coding region runs from base 213 to 1256 and encodes 347 amino acids. The record is from RefSeq and is a predicted model, not a curated record. Gene Ontology annotation, molecular function: ER lumen protein retrieval receptor activity. Gene Ontology annotation, biological process: endoplasmic reticulum to Golgi vesicle-mediated transport; protein retention in ER lumen. The transcript has 3 exons.